GUCUGGGCCACACUCCUCCAUGUUCAGAAACUCAGUUCCCACCAGAUGAGCAACAGAAGACGAUCAAGGCCAAGUCCCAUACAAAGUAUAGGAAAAAAAAGAGAGCUAAAUGGCAUUUGUAUAAUGAAAGCACUCCAGAAGGAUGUGCUCACAGAACCGAUCCAAACUGUAACAUACUGAUUCAAAAAUGAGCUUAAGGAAUGUCACCAAGGAAGAUGUUUGUUCACCAGACUGCCGUGAAGGAGAACCCCAGGGAGGACCCUGGUGGCGGAGGAGCUGGGGAGGCCGUGGAGUCUGAUGUUGAAGGAGAAAAGGGUGAGGCGCCAGCAGAUGUUCCAGGGCCUGGUGGGGCCCAGGUCAAGGCAGUAAACCUGCGGCCACGUAACCACUACAGACGCGGGUCCUCCCCGCAAUCACCAGCAGAAUCACCAGAAUCCUCCGUGGGGAACAGAAGGAGGGAUGAGACAGCGCUGCCGCAGGCCAGGCCCCACCACGCCGGCCCCACCGCAGAGUCCCACUUUCCUCCAUGGAGGCCGCAGUUCUCCAGCCUCCGGGGCGGCCGGGCGCAGCGAUGCAGAGGUGACAGAUGCAGGGGUGACAGCACAGGGAGCGGGGAGACCAGCGAGGCAGCGAGUGUACCAGGGACGCAGACCACGAUUCCGCAGGGCCCACCUCACCCAAGACAGCCUGGAGAGGACAGCGAUGAAGAGGAUAAAGACAAUCCAGGAGAUGAGACCCAAGGUCACCAGCCACCUCAGCACCGGGCCGCCACAACUUCAAUUACCGACGCUGUCACCCAGAAAACCCUAAACCACAACAUGGCAAAGACACAGAAGCAGCUGAUCCACCAGCUGAGAAUUCCUGGCUCCAGGCUGAGCAAAUGCCGGCUGCUACCUCUACCAUCACCCGGUUUAGUCAUCAAACAAGAACUAGGAAAUUCCAGCGAUAAGAAAUGAACGAAAAUUGGAGCUGAAGACCGUAAGUGCCUGCUUUUUGUCCGUUGACCAGGUAACUAGAACUAUCUGCAUUAUCUGUGGGGCAUGGGGUUUCUAAUUAUUUUUACCUAAAGACGUCUCUUUUUGGUAAUAACAAAGUGUUUUUUUUUUAAAAAGCCUGGUUUUUCUCAAUAUGCCUUUAAAGGUUUUAAAAUUAUUUCGUAUCUGCUCAUGUCGAGAUUUUUAAGAACUUCAUUUUUAAUUUGUCGCAAAAGUUUACAACUUGGUUUUUUCAAAAAAGUAACAAACUGCAAGCACCUGUUAAUAACAGUCUUAAAUAAAAACAAACAGGCCUAGCAAUGAAAGGAGGGAAUUAGCACACACUGGUGUUGAAAACGGCUUUGACAAAUAUGCUCAAUGUGCUAAAAAAAAAAAAAAUUAUAGGAAAACUUGAAGAUAAUGAGGAUUGAAACUGUCAAAUCAGAAUUGGUCAAGGUCACGAAAAAUAAGGCAAAUCUGAGAAACUACCAGAUUACCAGUGUCCUGGAAGAGGCUAAGAGGACGUGAGGACCAAGCGCCACGUGGUGCCUGAGCCGCGUCCUGGAACAGAAAAAGGACAUAAUUGGAAAACCCGGUGAAACCUAAGUAGCCUGCAGGUUAAACAGCAACGGACCAAUGUUCAUUUCUUAGUUUUGACAAAUGCGCCACAGUUAACAUCAGGGGAACGGGAUGAGGAGUGUAUGGGAACUCUCUGUAUUAUUUCUGCCACUUUCCUAAAAGUAAUCCCAAAGUGCUCCCAAAUACUAUAUUAUUAAUAUGAAUAUAAAGUAAUUCACUUUAGAGAUCUGAAAAUGUGCUCCAUAAAAUUGACAAGAAAAAAUUGUAAACUCCCUAAACAUCUUUCAGUUUCCUUUUUGUCCUCCUUCCCCAUUUUUUCUUUAUAAAUAUCGAUGUUUUAAUCAAAAAAACAUUAUGUUUUACAUAUUAUAUUAACUUACGCUGUC
This is a messenger RNA of Pongo pygmaeus (Bornean orangutan), 1939 nucleotides long. RefSeq names its product Y-box-binding protein 1-like. The record is from RefSeq and is a predicted model, not a curated record. NCBI's taxonomy places the organism in Eukaryota, Metazoa, Chordata, Mammalia, Primates, Hominidae. The coding region runs from base 201 to 956 and encodes 251 amino acids. The transcript is spliced from 2 exons.